Carassius carassius (crucian carp) is the source of this 669-nucleotide messenger RNA. RefSeq names its product soluble scavenger receptor cysteine-rich domain-containing protein SSC5D-like. The coding region runs from base 9 to 527 and encodes 172 amino acids. Gene Ontology annotation, cellular component: membrane. NCBI's taxonomy places the organism in Eukaryota, Metazoa, Chordata, Actinopteri, Cypriniformes, Cyprinidae. The record is from RefSeq and is a predicted model, not a curated record. The transcript has 2 exons.
ACUGGGAUAUGGCUGAUGCUGCAGUGGUGUGUAGAGAGCUGGACUGUGGAGAACCUGUAGAUGCUCUGGGAGGUGCUCAUUUUGGACCAAGAUUAGGACCAGUCUGGACACAUCGUAUGUUAUGUACUGGAUCAGAAUCUACACUGAAGAACUGUGGAGCAGUAGAAUGGGGUAUUUAUGAUUGUAAUCAUAAUAAAGAUGCAGGAGUCAUCUGUUCAGGUGUCAGGUUGGUUGGAGAAUCUCGCUGCUCUGGGAGGUUAAAGAUACUUCAUGAUCAGACGUGGAUGUCAGUGUGUGACGCUGUCUUUGACCAGCAGGAUGCAGAGGUUGUGUGUAGAGAGAUGGACUGUGGGGCUCCUGUACAGGUGCUGGGAGCAGCUGCUUUUGACAAAGGAGAUGCUCCGAUGUGGACACAAGAGAUUCAGUGCAGAGGAAAUGAGUCUCAGAUCCACUUCUGUCCAGUGUUAUCACACAAGCAGGACUGUUCUCAUGAUCACCAGGGGCUUCUGUGUGCUGGUAAGAGUUAGAUUACCAUGAGAGUAAUCAGUAGUUUAACUUGGGUUGUAUGACACCCAGUGUAAAAAUACUUGGUGGUCCCCUGACAGCCCAACAACCUCACCCCAUCUUACAAGAAUUAAUUCCAGAUACAUAAUAUAUAAUCCUGUAAUA